This is a messenger RNA of Cannabis sativa, 2117 nucleotides long. Its product is annotated as monolignol oxidoreductase AtBBE-like 13. NCBI's taxonomy places the organism in Eukaryota, Viridiplantae, Streptophyta, Magnoliopsida, Rosales, Cannabaceae. The record is from RefSeq and is a predicted model, not a curated record. Gene Ontology annotation, molecular function: oxidoreductase activity; FAD binding. The transcript has a single exon. Bases 137 to 1810 code for a protein of 557 amino acids.
CUUCUCAAAGAUUUCAUCAUUAUAUAAAUAUGUAUAUAUAUAUAUAUAUAUAUUAUAAAAGAUAAAGGAUUUAUAUAUCUAUGCUCAAAAGAAACCUAAAAGAGCAAACUAAACGCACACCCAAAGAAAAAGAAAAAUGAAACUUCUCAAAUUAGCCAUAAUAUUUUUUCUUGUACUUGUACAGUUAAAUCCAUUGGCAGAAUCAGCUACUUCAACACUAGAAAACUUCAUCCAAUGUGUCUCAAUUAAUUCAGAUUUUUCAGUGUUACCACUCUCAAACAUACUAUUCUUUGCUCCAAACACUUCUCUCUACACUUCAGUCCUUCAAUCUUCAGCUCAAAACCUCAGAUACUUAACUCCUCAACUCCCAAAACCUCAGUUCAUCUUCACACCUUUACACGAUUCCCAUGUCCAAGCAGCUGUUAUUUGCUCAAAAAAGCUCAAAUUAUACCUCAGAGUCCGAAGUGGAGGCCAUGAUUAUGAGGGUCUCUCCUACGUUUCACAAAUUGAAACCCCUUUUUUCCUUUUAGACCUUGCAAACCUCAGAACAGUCGAAGUGGACAUCAAGAACAAGGCGGCAUGGAUUCAGGCCGGUGCCACCAUCGGCGAGGUUUAUUACAGAAUUUAUCAGAAGAGCAGAGUCCAUGGCUACCCUGCUGGACUCUGCACCACUCUAGGCGUUGGAGGUCACAUAACCGGUGGCGCCUAUGGCUCCAUGAUGAGAAAAUUUGGUUUGGGAGCUGAUAAUGUUGUUGAUGCUAAAAUUGUUGAUGCAAAGGGAAGAUUACUUGACAGAAAAGCCAUGGGAGAAGACCUGUUUUGGGCCAUAAGAGGUGGUGGUGGAGCUAGUUUCGGCAUCAUAUUAUGGUGGAAGAUUGAGCUAGUACAAGUUCCAGCCAAAGUGACAGUUUUUACAGUUAGUAAAACGUUGGAACAAGGAGCAACUAAGCUUCUUCAUAGGUGGCAACAAGUUGUUGAUAAACUUAAUGAAGAUCUAUUCAUAAGAGUGAUUAUACAAUCGGUUAAUAAAGGCAAGAACACAACUCAAAAGACUAUUUCCACUUCUUACCAAGCUCUGUUUCUUGGAGACACUAACAGACUCCUUGAUGUUAUGCGUAAGAGUUUUCCUGAAUUGGGUUUGACAAGAAAAGAUUGUGUUGAAAUGAGCUGGAUUGAAUCUGUGGUUUACAUCUCUGGAACAUACCCAAGUGGAACCCCACCUGAGAUUUUGCUCCAAGGGAAAACGACAUCAAAAGUUUACUUCAAAGCAAAAUCUGAUUUUGUGACUGACCCAAUACCAGAAACAACACUAGAAGGGGUUUGGAAAAGGUUUUUGGAAGAAGAUACUCCUUUAACGAUUUGGACACCAUAUGGGGGAAUGAUGAGCAGAAUUCCAGAGACCCAAAUCCCAUUUCCACACAGAAAAGGAGUCAUUUUCAUGAUUCAAUACCUUACGGCUUGGUUCGAUGGAAGCCCAAAAAGUUCAGCUAAACACGUGAAGUGGAUUCAAAGGCUUUACGAUUACAUGGGUCCAUAUGUGUCUAGAUUUCCAAGGGAAGCUUAUGUGAACUAUAGAGAUCUUGAUCUUGGAGUUAAUACUAACAACUGUUCAAGUUUCAUAGAAGCAAUUUCUUGGGGAACAAGGUAUUUCAAGUGUAAUAAUUUCUACAGAUUGGUGAGGGUGAAGACUGAUGUUGACCCUGAAAAUUUCUUCAGGCACGAACAGAGUAUUCCUCCUCUUUUUCCACCCACGCCUGAAGAUGAAUAUUCGAGUAAUAAUAUAUCAGAAGGUACUUGUGAAAACAUGUAAGUGAAUGGUCAUCAUUGUUAGUUUAAUCAAUUAAGUUAUAUGUUUGCAUUGAUUGGUGUGGAGAUGAUAUGUUAUCGUUUGUAUGUAUGAUGUUCAUUUGUAAAAUUGAGUCAAUGUUUUGAAAGUGAUGUACUGCUUUUGGGUGGUGUUACUAUAUCAGUGAACAAAAUUCACUGUUUUAUCUACUGAAUUUUAACUUGUAAUUUAAAAGUUCAUUUGUUUGGACUCAUUAUUGUAUAAUUAUAAGAUAAUUGCACUUAAAUUAUCUUAAUAUUUACAACUAUUAUAUAUAUAAUCUUAAUAAAAA